Molecule: messenger RNA, 1995 nt
Organism: Diaporthe amygdali
Lineage: Eukaryota; Fungi; Ascomycota; Sordariomycetes; Diaporthales; Diaporthaceae
Exons: 3
Coding region: 1-1995 (664 amino acids)
Source: RefSeq, a predicted model, not a curated record
AUGGCGGCGUUGGAGCUUGGCCUUGAAGAAAACUUUGACAAUACAGGGGACGGGCAACUCAGAGUCCCCGGUUUUGUCUACGACUAUCGAUUCGAGCUGGACGACCUCAAAAGGUUUCGCCAUGGAGCUAACGAUUUUCAACAGGCGCCCCGGUUGACAGCCAGGGAGGUGGCUAUGCUAGGGGUAAUGAAUGCUUUAACAGAUAAAGCAGACUGGCAUCUGAAAGUAUUCGACGAGGAGAUAGUAGGGAGAUGGAAGGAGGAGGCUCGUGCUGUCCCUCUCAUCAGCGAUAAGGCAUGGGAUUGGUGCAUGGCCGAGCUGCGGGACAAGGCAACGAGAUUCGAGAAGACUGGUCGGGUUCAGGUUCUCGAUGCGGCAUCAAGAAUCUCCAAGUCUGACCGGCGAGUUCCGAGAUCACUGAUUCAAGACUUGAGGGAUGCUGUCAGUCCACUGUUAAAUCGACCCAAUGCCGAAAAGGACUGGCACCCUGGCUCGGACGAUAAGGUGCUUAAUCUUGUGCAUCCAUCUCUGUUCCCGUUGGUCUAUGGGAAAACAAAGGUUCUGAUGAAGGGAGGCAAGGUGCCUCUCGACUUCGCCGAUGCUGGAGCAUUUGACGGUGCAGAAACUGCUCCUCCGAUCCCAGUCUCGAGGCAACGCUUCAGACCCGGCCUUGGGAUGAAUGUCCAGCGGGACACAUGGUCCCAGAAAUUUCAAUGGCUUCCUUGCGAAGUUGAAUUUACUGAAGACGCUGGCACCGACGUUCAGAUCUCAUCUUACAUCAACAACCUUCAUCCCUCACAUCAUGCAGCAUACACGGCCAUUGAGAAAAUCAUUUCGCUAUCAAUUGCACCGUGGAAUGAAGUCCUUGUUGCUGCAUACCGUGGACGGACCCCACCACGGAUACUGACUUACGGUGCGCAGUUCACGCCAGAUCUUCCCGAAUGGCACGAGGAUCUUUUUGAAAUCCAAAGGAACCAGGAAUCGGACCCAACGGCCUAUGAGGAAGCUCGAAAAAUGGUUUUGAAAUACAUUGGUCAGCCCGAAACCGCUGAUGACUCCGCGGAUGAAGAAGAUCUUACGGAAGAAUCCGAUGAGGAGCCUGAAUUCAGUAUUGAGGAUUACGGACUUUCGGGCGUUGUUGACGAAUUCUACAAACAGAAAAUUCGAAAGGUCGUCCAUCCUGAGCCGGGAGUGUCGUUCUCCUUUGAGCAAUGGAAAGUUGGGCUCACUAGCGAUGCCAUCAUCCAGAGGAACGGAUUUUAUGGAUCAUCGAGACCAGACCAUGUUUACUAUCCGCUUCGGAUCCAGGAUAGCUUCCGCGACGAAGGGCUCCAGGUCAUCGUCAAGCUCGCUAGUAUAGAGCUAACACCUGAGAAGCCGAGGUACGAUGGUGGGAACUGGCACAUUGAAGGCUUGUUGAACGAACACAUUGCGGCUACGGCUAUCUACUAUUACGAUGUUGAUAAUUUGACUGAGUCGAAGAUUUCAUUCCGCACUGCAGCCGAUUUGGAUUCUAUGGAUUUCCAUUAUGAGCAGGACGACCAUGCCCCAAUAGCUGAAAUCUUUGGCAUUUCGUCUGGCAAACUCAGACAAGAACCGGCUAUACAGAACCUGGGUUCUGUCACCACUCCCGAAGGCCGGCUCCUAGUCUUUCCCAACACGCUGCAGCACAAGGUGGAGCCAUUCGAGCUGAUCGAUCAGACGCGACCAGGCCAUCGACGGUAUUUGGUUCUCUGGCUGGUGGAUCCGCAUUAUCGCAUUUGCUCGACACGCAACGUGCCGCCGCAGCAGGAAUCAUGGCGGGCCGCAGCCGAGACCGAGUCAGCGCCUGAUUCUGAUGAUUCAGAUAGCGAGACUAUGGGAAGCGAGGCGGACGACGAUUGGAUGUCGCUCGAAGAGGCGAAGAGAUUGAGGUUGGAGCUGAUGGCGGAACGGACGAGGGCUAUGGAGGACGUUGAGAGGGCUACAGAGGAGUAUAACUUUUGUGAGCACUGA